Glossina fuscipes is the source of this 1128-nucleotide messenger RNA. RefSeq lists its product as uncharacterized. The transcript has a single exon. The coding region runs from base 1 to 1128 and encodes 375 amino acids. The record is from RefSeq and is a predicted model, not a curated record. Lineage: Eukaryota; Metazoa; Arthropoda; Insecta; Diptera; Glossinidae.
AUGCGAACAACAUCGACUCGGUUUAAUAACGCGUUAUUAGUUGGCGUCGUGCUCAUUGUAUGGUCUAUGGCUCAGUCGCCAAACUUUAAAUUAAUACAGCAUUAUCUGGAAUCAUAUACCGACAUACGGAACAAUUAUUUGGAUGAGAUCAGUAGAUCGACGGACCUACUCCUCGAGAUUGAUCAAGAAAUUCAAAAUAUAAUCGAUCUACGGCACUCUAUUCGCCAAAAUAUAAAAAGCAAAAAUGCUCAAAUUCUUGCCAACUCCUUGAAGGAAGAUGAUGAAUCUCAAUUGAAUUCAUCGCGUCAAGAGAUUGAAACACUACUAAAGAAAUAUGAAAUGCCCUUAAUUGAAGAUAUAGUUCACGAUGCUCUAGCAGAAGUCUGCAACGAAGUAAAGCCUACGAACCUAGCGGAUCGUAUGUGGGAUGCUGUGCAAAUGAAUGAUAAGCAGUCUUUUGAAUUGGCCAUAAGAUCUCAGAUGACAUUAUUUUGGUUGCAUCAAGACAGAGAGAAUUCCGAUAAGGGCUACAUCAAAGAAGUUAGUUAUUAUUUCAAUAAAAUUGUAAAUCAUCCUUUUUAUGCGACACUCGAUGAGACGCUUAAAUAUCAAAUGGAAAAAUGUGUUAAUCUACUACCAAGUGCUUUCAAAAGUUUACUGUUUGAUACAAACUUCUGUCUAAUGAGUGCAGCGCAUUCUGAAUAUAUAUACACAGCCAUAGAAGCUAAAAUUAAUUCCGAUAGCCGUUACAUAUGGGUUUGGCAUGAGAAGCUAUUUAUCGAUGACACAGGUCAUAUCAAAGCCGCGAUAGUAGACGACCCGAAUCAAGCACUCUCCAAUUUACGAGUAACUCUAAAGGGAGUUAAAUACAAUCUGUUCUAUUAUCGUAUAGUAUCAAAUGGAAAUGUUGUCGCUGGUUGGGAAUCCACUGCCCCACCCCAGCAUCACGAAUGGGACGUUCAAUUGAUGAAUGAUGAUACGGUUGUAUUCUCACAAAACGGUUACAUAAUGUGCUCGGGUGCAAACCACGAUGCUGAGAGGAGGAAUGUCUACGGAUUCAAAGAUAACGAACAUUCCUCGCAAACAAGUGAAUGCCAAUGGAAGAUUGGAAUUUGUGAUCGCCGCUAA